This is a messenger RNA of Amyelois transitella, 663 nucleotides long. RefSeq names its product protein mago nashi (gene mago). The coding region runs from base 175 to 615 and encodes 146 amino acids. Lineage: Eukaryota; Metazoa; Arthropoda; Insecta; Lepidoptera; Pyralidae. Gene Ontology annotation, cellular component: nucleus; exon-exon junction complex; catalytic step 2 spliceosome. Gene Ontology annotation, biological process: RNA splicing. The record is from RefSeq and is a predicted model, not a curated record. The transcript has 2 exons.
GCGGGCAAUUCUGUGCAGUCAAUGUGGUCCUCCUAGCAUAAAUCUCUGUUUAGUUUGUGGUGUUUCUAUCGCUUGGGUAGGUUAGCGGUAUUUUUAUUUUUAAUGGUGUUAUAUUGCAGUGAUAUUAAAAGUAAUAUUUUUACUAUUUAAGUGGAUAAAAGACUGUAACACAAAAUGUCAACUGAUUUCUACAUCCGCUACUACGUAGGUCACAAAGGAAAAUUUGGACAUGAAUUUCUCGAGUUUGAAUUCCGUCCCGAUGGAAAGUUACGCUACGCUAAUAACUCAAACUAUAAAAACGAUACUAUGAUCCGAAAAGAAGCAUAUGUUCAUCCUUGUGUCAUGGAAGAGCUAAAGAGAAUUAUUUUAGACUCUGAAAUCAUGCAUGAAGAUGAUCGUUUGUGGCCUCAACCUGAUCGCGUUGGCAGACAAGAGUUGGAAAUUGUCAUUGGCGAAGAACAUAUUUCAUUUACUACCUCCAAAACUGGAUCGUUGGUAGACGUCAAUCAAUCUCGUGACCCAGAGGGCCUUCGCUGUUUCUAUUACCUGGUUCAAGAUCUCAAGUGUCUUGUAUUUUCCCUUAUCGGACUUCACUUUAAGAUUAAGCCUAUAUAAUAAGAUCUUGUUUAUAAAAUGUGUGAAGAAUAAAUAAUUCCUGAAUGA